AUGCCAGCACAAGAUAACAAGAAAGGCGCCAAGGGCAACCCGUCGUUCCCGGCCUCUGCCGGAGCUAAUGCGAAAAAGCGGCAUAGGGGCAAGCGCGGGAAGGAAAAUGGCCAGAACGGAACAACCAGCCAAAUUUACAUGCCAAGAAAGCCGAGAGAACUAAAAAUUCCAAGAGCGCAGUGGAAUAAGGUUUCGACUAAGCAAGAGGAAAUAGAAAAGCUGAAGGAGGUAAAGGCGAAGAAAGCUAGGAAGACCGCCACCGCACCCAAGAACAACCCUCGGGGUGGAGAAGAGGCCAAGACGACCAGUGUCGAGGUGGCUGUAUCUGCUGCGGGCUUAAAGAAACGCAAGGAAGAGCUCGAUGCACGCGAACAAGAUCCUAUUCAGCAGUCCUACGCAUACGACAAGAAGGAGAAAGAAGAUGCUAGCAAGAAGGCGACAAAGAAGCUUGAGGAUCGCAAGCUGAAGGCGGAAGCCAAGGCGGAUAGAGCUGCUGCUAAAGUGGCUAAGCGAAUGGAGAGGGUGGAACGCAGACAGCAGGCCAACAAGGAGGGAGAUUUCAUUGUCUUGAAGCCUGUCUUCGCUGGUAUCAGCAAGAAGAAGGCAGGCUCGAAAUCAAAGGUUCCGUUGAAGCUAUCACGCCUAUCUGCCGAUCAAGAAUCCGGAGACAAGGAGGGAGAAGAAGGGGACGAGGCUGUCGAUGACUCAGAGCCAUGUGCCAGACCAAAAUUAUCAUACUCUGUGGAUGGAUCGCCUACCGUUGUAAGGAACCAAGAUGAUGAGAACGAGGUCAACGAUGAAACCAUGGAGCCAUUAAAGUUCAGCACCAGCUCCGCAACCGCAGCCCCAGUGUCUUCUGCUCCGGCCCUCUCAACCGCCGUUCGUCCGGAGACAAAAUGCACAGCCACCGAAUCAUUCGACCUCACCACCAUAGACCUCACAGAGGACUUCACAGGAAUCACAGGAAUCCCCAUCAAGCGAUACACCGAGGCCCGAAAGUACCUCGACGAGCGCAAGCAACUGGCAGCUGAGAUGAAGAAGAUGGCCGAGAAACUCAAGAAGCUUUCGGCGAGAGAAGCCUUCAUCGAGGCGCGGAUCUCAGAUAUGAGACGUCCUGUCACUGCCACCAACGGCAAACUCUCUUGUAAGCGAGACAAAAAAUGCGAGCCCAUUCCUCUCAGCCGAGUCGCCCUUUCUAAGUCUACCCUCUCCGCUUCAUGGACUCUCAAACGAACGAACGGAUAG
This is a messenger RNA of Drepanopeziza brunnea f. sp. 'multigermtubi' MB_m1, 1245 nucleotides long. NCBI's taxonomy places the organism in Eukaryota, Fungi, Ascomycota, Leotiomycetes, Helotiales, Drepanopezizaceae. The record is from RefSeq and is a predicted model, not a curated record.